UGCACUCUGUAACAUGAGUUCAGAAGAACUCAAUAACGAAAUCAUACUCUCAAAGCGUGCAAAAAUAUACCACUAGGGCAAAUUCAUAGUUUCUGCCUUUUUUUGUGCUCUGUUACUGUAACGGCCACAGGGAAAGAGGUUUUCAAGGAGAAGAAAUGAAUGGGACAGCCAUUGAAAAUUUUGUCUGUGUCAUUUUUAAUGUGUCCUUCAUGAACUGCACGUGGCAUGUGGGCAGGACUGCUACAAGAGAUACCCAGUAUUUUCUGUACUGGAGGCCCUCAGAGAAAGAAGAUGUCACAGGGUGCCAGAAUUACAUCAAAGAUAACUGGGGAAGGAACACAGGAUGUCGAUUCCAAAAUGUGACAAUAGCAUAUAAGUAUGCUCAUUUCCUGGUAAAUGGAUCUAGAAGUGGACAAAACAUUCAGUCAUAUGAGAAGAAGAUUAUGCUAUACAAAAUUGAAAAACUCACCCCUCCAUUAAAUGUCACUGUGAACUGUAGAGAAGCUUCUCAUACAUGUAAUAUUCAGUGGCAACCACCUCACACAAGUCAUGUGAAAAGAAGCAGUUGUUUCAAAUAUGAAAUUGUCAUAGAAAACAAGGCUGAUCCUGAGAAAAACUUCAACACCACAUCUCAAACACACUCCUACCUAUACGAGAACUUCCGCGCAGAAAAAAGGUACAGCGUCAAAAUCAGAGCAACUGACACAGGCAUUUGUUUAGUGAGCCCAAGUUGGGGAGAGUGGAGUACACCUGUGGAGUUUGGCAUGAAUGGGUCAGCCAUUGAAAAUUUUUCCUGUGUGAUUUAUAACAUUUGCCUCAUGAACUGCACUUGGCAGGCAGGAAGGGGUGCUCCAGCAGAUACACAGUAUUUUCUCUACUGGCAGAACUCAAGAGAUGAUGGGCAGAUGGAAUGUGAGCUUUACAUUAAAGAUGAAAACGGCAGAAACGUGGGAUGUAGAUUCCAAAAUGUGAGGAUAGAGAUUGAAAAAGCUUACUUCCUGGUUAAUGGGUCUAGCAAAGACUCCCUGAUCCAGUUCUAUGAUGAGUACAUUGAACUGUAUAAAAUUGAAAAGCUCAUGCCUCCAUCAAAUAUCACUGUCAACUGUGAUGGAAAUAAAAAUGAUUGCAUAAUUCAAUGGCAACGACCCCAAAUAAGUCACUCUAACAAAGACAAGUGUUUUGAAUAUGAAAUCAACAUAAAGUAUAAGGAUAAUCCUGAAGGAAAGCCCAAAUAUGCUUUUAAACAAGAAGGGGGAAAUAGUCACACAUUUCCAAGGUCCAACACAAGAAAGAAAUAUCUCUUGAAAAUGAGAACAGCUGGCAGUGCCUGCCUUGUGAAUCCAGCCUGGGGGGAAUGGAGUGCACCUCUUGAGUUUGGAAAUGAGGAAAUUAUUUCUUCUUCAGUGUGGAUUUUACUCGUUGUAGCAUUUGUAACACCAUUAAUGGCAAUCAUUGCAAUUUUGUUCUUCAAAAGGACUGGCUGUUGGAAAGCAGCAUUUCCACAAAUCCCAGGGCCAAAACCUGCUUUUUUUGGACUGCCUGAUACAAAUCCAGAGCUGAUGGAGAGCAAAAUUCAGUCAACAACAUCUCCAAAUGAAGAGAUAAUAGUAGUUGCUGACAUAGCAAGAUAACCAAGAAAAAGAAGAGUCUAAAAUUGCAUUUCUUAGACAACUGUAUAUUCCUAUAGAAAUUCUGGAAUAAUAUAUAUAGGCUUUCUUCACUUUCUUUUUUUUUUUCUUGUAAAAAACAGUGAUGCAGCCAUGAGAGAAUGAUACUUCACAUGCAACCUUUUUAAAUGCCAUUGUAUUUGCUUUUAAUUUUGGCUAACUUUAAUUGUUUAAGUAAGUUGUCCUUAUUGGAUAUCUUCCAUUUUGUGAAUAUGAAAAAUAAUUGGUUUAUCUCAUAUUAAAAUUAUUAAGAAUACAAUUUAAAAAAAUUCUGGUGCCUGAAUGCCAUUGUUCUACUGUCAAAAAUGGCCCAAUUCAUACCUGAAGUUUCCUGGGAGCUCUUAAAUUAUGGGCAACUGGAAAAAUGCAAACACAAGCUGAGACACUGAGUAGUGGCCUGCAAUCAAUGGGAUUCUCAAGGGACAGGAAUAUGUCUAAAACCCUAACUAUUCCUAGAGUUUAAGUGUGUUACAAAUUAAGAGAUCAGCCACCUGCUUCUGUAGGUACUUAGCUCUUUAUGUUCUUACUGUUCACUUGCUUUUUACUACCUUAUUAUUUUAAUAUUGAGUGCAUGACUCAGUUAAUCUCUGUUUUCUUUUGUUCAACUUGAGAGCUUUACUUUUGGGCCAAACAUGAGGUAUUCAGAGACACAGGGUCAGGACAAGUUGUGAAAACAGCCCAUGCUGUUGUUGAAUGCAGUAACUGGUGACGAGUGAUGCUUCUCAAGGAUCAAUGCAUAGUGUUUAGCACUAGAUUUCACCCCUCUAGAACUUGAAUGACAGUGACAAGCUGUGUAAGUUCAGCAGUAGGGCACCAGGGUGAUUAUGGGUGUCUGAAGGAACAAGGAUUUUUCAGCCUGGAGAAGAGAAGCUAAGGGGUCUAACACUGUCUUUCACUGUGUGUAGAGAAGACAUAACAGGCUUGUCUGGGAGUUGCACAGUGUGAGGAUGAGGGGGAGCAGUCAAAAGUUGCAGCAAGAGAAAGUUGAAUUUGAUAUAAGGAAAAAGAAUGAUUUACAGGUGAGAGUUGGAUGGGCUUUGGAAUAAGUGUCUGAAGAGGCUGUAAAAUCUCCAUCCUUCAAUAUAUUUGAAAUACAACUGGACAGUUUCUGACAAACUUCCUUAUAGGGGAAAUGAUUUAUUAUUAGAUUUCUUUUAUUCCUUUUGUUCCAUAAAAAAACUUUCUUGGCCUUACUUACUGUGCUUUUGUAUUUA
Messenger RNA from Pseudopipra pipra, 2881 nucleotides. Its product is annotated as granulocyte-macrophage colony-stimulating factor receptor subunit alpha-like. Gene Ontology annotation, cellular component: membrane; external side of plasma membrane. Gene Ontology annotation, biological process: cytokine-mediated signaling pathway. The coding region runs from base 156 to 1631 and encodes 491 amino acids. Lineage: Eukaryota; Metazoa; Chordata; Aves; Passeriformes; Pipridae. Gene Ontology annotation, molecular function: protein binding; cytokine receptor activity. The record is from RefSeq and is a predicted model, not a curated record. The transcript is spliced from 14 exons.